CAGGCCAGAUUCUGGCCGUAUAUAACAGGCAGCGAGCGAGGCGAAGACACAGCUCCGACUGACAACGCAGCCGCCAUGAACACCAAGAUCAUCCUCGUGCUGGCCUUCGCCGCCGUCGCCGCCGCCGACAGGCCGAGCUUCUCCUACGGCGCCCCCAGGGUAGCAUCCAGGGAAUCCUUCGAGUCCUUCGAGUCCACUGAGGCCAAGUACGACUUCCAGUGGGCCGUCGACCACGACGACUCCGGCAACGACUUCGGACACCAGGAGGCUCGCGAUAACGACAACACUCAGGGAUCCUACUACGUGCACCUCCCCGACGGCCGCCUGCAGACCGUGAGGUACGUCGUGGACGGCGACAACGGAUACGUAGCCGACGUCAGCUACGAGGGCGAGGCUCGCUAUGACUCAGUCGAGUCCGGGAGGCUCGCAGACCCGUCUACUCAGCCCCCAGACCCGUCUACUCAGCCCCCAGAGCACGCGUCCCUGACUCACGUGAGUCCCUCGAGAGGCCCGCACCCAUCCCCGUCAGGUCUCGUCACUUCGACUCCCGCGAAUCCUUCGAGUUCCGCGGCUUCGACUCCCGCGAGUCCUUCGAGUCCUUCCACUCGGAUGAGGACGUCCGCAGACACUUCGGUUGAAAAUCCACAUCCUAUGACUAUCUAAAUUUCCACUGUAGCGAAUGUAUUUAUUAGCGUGAAUGUGUCAAAUAAAUCAUAAUGAGCAAC
Penaeus vannamei (Pacific white shrimp) is the source of this 725-nucleotide messenger RNA. The record is from RefSeq and is a predicted model, not a curated record. NCBI's taxonomy places the organism in Eukaryota, Metazoa, Arthropoda, Malacostraca, Decapoda, Penaeidae.